GAAGCCCGCGGAAAACAUGGCGGAGACAUUUUUCGACGUACGCGCUCAGUGAGCAAAUUUCAUUGGAAUGAAUGGGACACCAUCUUUGAACUGUUCUAAUAAUAUAUCCAUGCUUUGAACGCGGUAUCCAGGUCUCCUUAAUACAUCCAUGGCAGAGAGCCACAGAGACAGGACCCGGAUGUUGCAGGUUGCGUACUCGAAAACAUGACAUCAUCCCUGAAGAGUUGUGGCUGCUCAGGCUGCAACACAAAGAGUAUACACAACAUGGGCUCCCAAAUCUGAUAUAAAGCCUGCACAUCUUGUCACAGAUCUGUAUUUGGAGUAAAAAUCUAUCUUGCAUCUUGAGUGCACUAUCCUCUUCUCAUAUAAAGGAUGUUUUGAUGGGGUUUGCAAUUGGAUUGGAUUCAAGAAUUCAAAGGUAUAUUUGUCACAAAAAAGUAAUAUGUGUAAUGCAAUGUGGCGUGCUUCUAAGUUUAUGCUAAAAGAAUAGUGCGAAAAAUAAGAAAUGUAAAAAAUGAUAAAGGAUAAAAAUUCAAGAUAGAAAUUAUAAAUAGAUAGAUAAAAAAAAAGUGCAGAUAUGCAGGGCAGUCCAAAGUAUUCAGUGAAGAAUGCGCUAGACAAGGCCAAGGAUAUAUAGGCCUAGAGAAAUAUGAAAGGAUCAUAUGAAUACAGGUAUUGUAUUCCAGCUGCCAGUACAGUUUUCCUUUCUCAUUCAUUUGUUUGUUGUUAAAAUCAUAACAAGCAGGGCCAUGGCAAGGAUUUUUAGGAAUUCUGAGGUCAUUAGUCCAAUAUUCUUAGCCUUGUUUACUUCUUUGAUUAAAUGAGAACCUUUCUAACUUUACAGUAUAUAUUUUAUGUAGGCAAAGUUUUCUGUUUAACACUGAUGUAUUGAGCAGUGUAAUAUAUUUUGUAAACUGGGGAAAAAAAUGGUCAAAACAUGUUUAUAUUCCCUAAAAUAAGGUAUUGCCUAGGCACCAAUAUUGAUACCCUGCCCUAGUUCUUCAAUAUUUAUUUUUUGUUGGGGUUAAAUAUAUCAAGUCUAAAUACUGGAAUCAGUCUGUAAAUUAACCACCAUGUGUAAGUUUUCAAUUUUAGAAUGUAAACUCUUCUUGGUUGCUAAACCCUCAAAUUCCCCCCAAAAAAUACAGAGGACAUGACCUCAGCAUCCUCAGUGGUAGAUGUUAACAAGCAAUGUCAUUAAUAACCAUGUUAUUGUUCUGUGGUGUUCAGAAUUAGAAAAGGAUUCUCCAAGCCUAUGCUGCAUAAGGUAGCUGUAUGGCCUACACCAAUAAUCAGAGAAAAUUUAAAUUGUAUAUAGAUGCAGUGCCUUUUUCAACAUGAAAUGCACAAUACAUGAGUCUAUACCCUUGAUGAAGAAACACUUUUGUCAACUGGUGAUGAAUAUGACACAACCAGUACUUUACAGACUAAAUGUUUCAUAUUGUCCAAAUAUGCCUUAUGUAAUAAUAAAAUGUUCAUGAUUCUGCUGUAGAACCAUCUGAACCUCUCUUAAUAGAGCCCAGUGUCACAGUCACCAUUUUUAGCGCCUCCUGUUCAUUCUCUUGUGACCUGUGCAUUAUUGCAAUAUUAGAGGCCUUGGACAAAUUUUUCCAUCUCUCUCUUGGUUAUAUGACGCUUUGUAUAUUGCACAGCUGCACAUUUUAACAUAGUGAGGGUGAGCUUGGCUUAAUUUGGUUCUCCAUCUCUGUUCUGAAAGAGAAUUUUGUUUUGAAAUAACGAUCUCUUUUAGAGAACCAACAAAUUGCUGUGUAACACGGUCGUGGUUGAACUUAAUUAUUGCAAAAAGCUGACAUCCACCACAGAGAAAAAAAGGACGGUUUCCCGAAACCUCAAGAGGGCACAAUCAAAUGACCACACAGCAAACCUGAGGCUGAAGGUGUUCAAAUGUAUUUUACGUCAGAAAGUAGACGAAAAUCCACUGGAUGACCCUGUUAAUCGUCAUUUGUUGAUUAAAGUUUUUUUUUAAAGUUUAAAACAAUAUUGAACGUCAUUCAUACCAUUAAUUUUAAUGUAUCUUUAUCUUCGGCUGGGGCUUCUUCCAAAAUUGACAAGCGCCGAGCAUUAAUUUUGAAAAUAUCCGAGCGGAAGUGACGUCUAUAUUCGUUACCUGCAGUUUUGUUUUGGUUGAGGCCUGAUUACACAGUAGUAGCUACUUCACUUAAGUCAUAAGUCUAUUCACUCGUUUUCAGCAAUGGACUGUUGCAUUGUAGCUGCACUGUGGUGUUUUAUACCACUUUAUUUACUUAUUCACUUCCUGUGUUUCAUUUUUGCGGAUGCGGACUUCACUCUGCUGUGGGCGAGUCUGUUGGGACACAGGCCAGAGAAAAAGCUGAAAGGGCUGGUGGCAUGGGUCACUGGAGCCUCCAGUGGGAUUGGGGAGGAGCUGGCCUACCAGCUAGCAAGGUGUGGGUCACGUCUCAUCCUGUCUGCUCGACGUGAGGAUGAGCUAAAUAGGGUGAAACGUCAAUGUUUAGAGUGCUCCGACCUCCAGGAUGAAGAUAUUCUUGUUCUUCCACUUGAUUUGUUGGAGAGGACAUCGCAUGAGGAAAAAACAAAAGCCGUGAUCCAGUACUUUGGACAUAUUGAUAUCCUAAUCAACAAUGGCGGCCGAAGCCAGCGCUCUCUGUGCAUGGAGACCAGUGUUGAUGUGUAUCAGGCCUUGAUGGAGCUCAACUUCCUGGGUACGGUCUCCAUCACCAAGCAGGUGCUGCCUCACAUGACGAAGCAAGGCACUGGAAGCAUUGUGACUGUCAGCAGCAUUGUUGGCCUCGCUGGGGCGCCCCUGGCAACAGGAUACUCUGCCAGCAAACAUGCUCUUCAGGGUUUCUUUAAUUCCCUCCGGACUGAGCUGACUGACUUUCCAAACAUACUCAUCAGCACAGUGUGUCCAGGGCCUGUGCAAUCACAGAUUGUCCACAAUGCCUUCACAGAGGAACUGAACAAGCCUGUGGCCACAGCUGGUAACCAGGAAUACAAGAUGCCAACAAGUCGCUGUGUACGUUUAAUGCUGGUGGGAAUUGCCAAUGGUGUCAAGGAAAUGUGGAUCGCACAACAGCCCUUCCUCCUGUUUUACUACGCCUGGCAGUACGCUCCCACAUUUGCCUGGUUCAUCACAAACAUGUUGGGCAGAAAAAGGGUGCAGAAUUUCAAAGCUGGUCUGGAUGCAGACUCUGCAUACUUCACUAAGCCCAAGACCUCCUGAAAGUCACAUCCUCAAGAGGAAACAUGUUUAUUGCAUUCCUAAUGUUCGACCUGGAAAGUGAUGUGGGAUUUUCCUGCAAUAUUAUGGGGUCUCUUUGCGUUCAUCUAGAAGGAAAACGUUUAAAGACCCUUUAAGCUCAGCUUUGAAAGCUCAGAGCUCUCUUCCCAGGGCAUGGCAGGGUCUCACAAAAAUGGGUUAAUUUUAUUUUCAAAGGUUAAGUAAAUCCUAUAUUUUACUGUCUUGUAACAAGCAUCUUCAGAUUAUCUGAACUUCUGGUCAAGAGCCUACAUGAAUUUAUAACAUAAGGAUGAUGGAUUCCAUGUAGGAAUGAAGCACUUGCCCUAACCUUUUGAAUGCCUAAUAAAAUUUUGUUUGGAUCAA
Siniperca chuatsi (mandarin fish) is the source of this 3604-nucleotide messenger RNA. RefSeq names its product dehydrogenase/reductase (SDR family) member 7 (gene dhrs7). Bases 2213 to 3223 code for a protein of 336 amino acids. Gene Ontology annotation, molecular function: oxidoreductase activity. The record is from RefSeq and is a predicted model, not a curated record. The transcript is spliced from 7 exons. NCBI's taxonomy places the organism in Eukaryota, Metazoa, Chordata, Actinopteri, Centrarchiformes, Sinipercidae.